UUCUUACUUGGGGAAGAGUUGAAUGUUUCCAUGAUACAAACAUUCAUGAGGCUAUUAUACAAUGAUGUGAGGCGAUCUAGUCAGCCAAUCUUUGGUUGGUUAUGUCCAAGCUUUGUACGAGAUGACAGUUGCGUACAAAACGAAAAAGAGGUGAAAGUAUAUCUCAAGGAUUCUUUGAACGCAUGUUCUCGUCUUGGAUAUAAGAUCGUUCUUCUUCCUUACAUUGAAUCGAACCAUUGGACACUCAUUGCAAUAUGUGUGUCAAGUAACGAAGUCUACCACUUUGAUUCUUUGCGUAAAGGAACAAUACGGUCCUUACUAGUCAAAUCAUUGUUAAAUAGUGUGAUGAAGAAGAUUACUUCAUCUGGACUUCGACAAGGAAAAGCUCCUGUUUGGUAUUUAGUCGAGUGUCCGGUACAAGAAGGUGGACUUGCGUGUGGGUAUUACGUCAUGAGGUUCAUGCUCGAUAUCGUCAACUAUUGCAAAGAUGUUGUUGAUCUUCGAAAGGUUUAUGCUAGUUCCAAACCACGUUUGAGGAACUUCACCAAAGAAGAAAUUGACGAAGUUCGGGAUAAGUUGGCGUCCUACAUUACCGAUGAUUGCAUAGGAUGAGUUUUCGCUCCAAC
Messenger RNA from Beta vulgaris subsp. vulgaris (sugar beet), 626 nucleotides. RefSeq lists its product as uncharacterized. Bases 31 to 612 code for a protein of 193 amino acids. Gene Ontology annotation, molecular function: deNEDDylase activity; cysteine-type peptidase activity. The transcript has 6 exons. Gene Ontology annotation, biological process: proteolysis. The record is from RefSeq and is a predicted model, not a curated record. NCBI's taxonomy places the organism in Eukaryota, Viridiplantae, Streptophyta, Magnoliopsida, Caryophyllales, Amaranthaceae.